Messenger RNA from Pararge aegeria (speckled wood butterfly), 1401 nucleotides. Its product is annotated as serine protease inhibitor dipetalogastin-like. The coding region runs from base 269 to 1357 and encodes 362 amino acids. The record is from RefSeq and is a predicted model, not a curated record. Lineage: Eukaryota; Metazoa; Arthropoda; Insecta; Lepidoptera; Nymphalidae. Gene Ontology annotation, molecular function: serine-type endopeptidase inhibitor activity; protein binding. The transcript is spliced from 2 exons.
GUUAUCUCGAACGAAUAUAUUCAGGCUUAGAGGAAGACCACUCGAGAGGCUUUUUGUUUGGCAACUAUUUGAAGCGAAACUUCUGAGCGAACACUUGGGACGUUUGGUAUAGCGGCCUCAAGCGAAGGUCUCCGCACAUUAGCAGCGUCCACGGUUGCGUCUUGCGUGCGACCAAUCAGAAGCCUUUCUCUUGAACGCUGCUAAAUAUGUAGGUACACUAGCUGCAUUGACAUUACUUCAAGUCACAGUGAUAAGAGGCUACGAUGUAAUGCUGUCGAAACCUGUGACUAAGCCGAUCGUUUGUCCCUGUGAGUACAACUUCCAACCCGUCUGCGGUUCCGACGGCAUAACAUACACAAACAAGUGUUUACUCGACUGCUACAAUUCGGCUGCUGCGAAGGGCACACCACCUGUCACCGAAUGUACAGAUGGCACCACGUGCAAUGAAUGCGUUUGCUUGCCGAUAGACCUCCCAGUGUGCAGCGUGGACGGACGAACGUAUUCUAACGAAUGCGAGAUGGCAUGUGAGAAUCAAAGGAAUGUGAAGGAAAAAGAACCUCUCGUGUAUCUCGCAUACAGAGCUGCUUGUCUCGGCCCGCCCUGUAACUGCUCGACUAUAGCCACCCCCGUGUGCGGCACAGACAACGUCCUGUACAGAAACCUUUGCGAGCUCGAAUGCGCUAACAAUAACGCCAUAGCUCGAAAUCUGCAUCCAAUCGAAUUCAAUAACGUCGGGGCUUGUUUAGAUGAAUGCCAGUGUCCUGGUAUCAAAGCCCCAAUCUGCGGAAGCGACGGCAUCCUGUAUGAUAACGUCUGCGAGAUAGCCUGUCAGAAUAGAAAGCAGACUUGCUCUUUGAGCGCGCCGGUCACGUCUACUCCUACAAAAAUAUGUUUGCCGUGCGCAUGCGCAUUGGUAUCUGAACCAGUUUGCGGGACUGACGGAAAAAUGGAGCCCACAACCUAUCCUAAUAAGUGCGAGCUAAGUUGUGUAGCUAAGCGCACUAACAACCCAUACUUAAGCGUUAAAAGUUACGGGGCUUGUGCGGAUUGUUUCUGUACGGGUCAAUACUUGCCCGUUUGUGGUACUGAUGGUAGAACUUAUCCUAACGAGUGUGAGCUGAGAUGCGCUAACACUGCACGCUCGAAGGGUGACGCGUACGUCAGCGUGUUCCACAGCGGCCCGUGCCAGAUGGUAGAGGGCUGUGACUGCUUCCAUUGCCCGAAGGAGUACGUGCCGAUGUGCGGUGGCGACGGCGUCACCUACUGGAACCUCUGCUGGCUGAACUGCAACAAUAGCUGCAGCAAGAAGCUCGGUAAACAAAUAUUCCUGGCUAAAAGAGGAUCGUGUGCACUCUAACAUUAAUAAUUAUUGAUUAACUUUUGAACAAAACAUGUAAUGUA